This is a messenger RNA of Drosophila willistoni, 1610 nucleotides long. RefSeq names its product alpha-ketoglutarate-dependent dioxygenase alkB homolog 7, mitochondrial. Bases 12 to 707 code for a protein of 231 amino acids. The record is from RefSeq and is a predicted model, not a curated record. Gene Ontology annotation, biological process: fatty acid metabolic process; DNA damage response. NCBI's taxonomy places the organism in Eukaryota, Metazoa, Arthropoda, Insecta, Diptera, Drosophilidae. The transcript has 5 exons. Gene Ontology annotation, cellular component: mitochondrial matrix.
CAUUAAAAAUAAUGUUUACCUGUCGACGUAGUAUUAUAAGUUUGAUAAUAAAAACAACAAACAACACUCAACAUUGUGCUUCUCACUCAACCUUAACCAGUAAUUUGAUUGACUAUCAUGGCGAUUGGCCUGCUACAGAGGCGAAACAAUUUUCAAAGGACAUGCAAAUCCUUAAGGAUUUUAUAAGCCUAAACGAUGAACAGCAAUUGCUUGAUGAAAUAUCACCACGCUUACGACGUUUGCCCUAUCAGUGUAAUCAUUGGGAUGAUGCCAUUCAAAAUUAUCGCGAACUAGAGCUAAAUCAAUGGAAUAACUCAAAUAAUCAAAGUGUUAUACAACGUAUAAGGCAACUGGCAUUUCAGGGAGAUAAGAAUAUCCUGCACCAUGUCCAUAUAUUGGAUCUAGCCCCUGAGGGAAUUAUCAAACCCCAUGUGGAUAGCAAGCGAUUCUGUGGUCAUAUUAUUGCUGGUCUAAGUCUUUUAAGCGAUUCGGUUAUGCGAUUGAUACCCGAAAAUAAACCAAAUUCGUAUUUUGCCGAUAUUCUGCUACCCAAACGGUCUCUCUAUAUAAUGACCGAUAUGGCAAGGUAUCAGUUUACCCAUGAAAUUUUAUGUCAACAAUUGUCAAUGUUCAAGGGUCGACCUAUAAGCAAACAACGACGUCUCUCACUUAUAUUUCGCUUAGAUGCUUCAAGUAAUACAACUUGAAAAUAAAAUAAAAUAAAAUAAAAACAAUGAAUUUUCGUAUACUUUGGACGUGCGUAACAUGGUUUUUGAGUCUCUUUCGGAAUGCUGUGGAUCGAGUGAUGCCAACAGCCAUAGCUGGCAAUAAUCAGAAAUACCUUUCAAUUGAGAACGCAAAUGUAGAAUCAACACAAUUGGCCAUCAUUUAUAAUAGCAUGUUGAAUGUAAAGGACAAGUAUCUGGACGGAUCCCAUCCACCCCAGAAAUUCGACUUACCUCAGGAAAUGGAUUCACCACAGAAAAAGAAUUUGACUAAGGAUAAUCAUUCACUUCCGGGAAUGCCUCCAAUUGGGAAAAUGUAUUUCCUUCACACGUCUCGCGAAGUGAAAUUUAAAUUUGAUCCCAUUCUCAUCAACAAACUACUUAUGGCAAAUAUCAGACGUAAUAAGAAUAAAGCAUUGAAAGUAAUCGAUUAUCCAUUGCAAGCCAUGGCCCCGGCAGUUGAUAAAAAGUAUAAUUGGCCAAAGAUACUAUAUCUCAUAAUUGCCUGUAAUAUAUUUUUCCAAGCUCUAAUACAAAUUUCUAAAGUAUAUGCAGCUGUAAAAAUGAUAAAGGAUCCCAUCGAAUUGGCGGCCCUACAACUUGAACUGGCGGCUAAUGAGGUUAAUGGCGAUGUUUCAGACGAAACUCAAGGCAAUGAUUCUGUAUUGACGUUAUAUUAUCCAGAUGGUAAACUGUGUCUUCUCCAAUGCCAAGCCCUAGAUGACUCAUCUGAUGAGUAUUUUUAGUAUUGAAUCUAAUGAUUAUGAUAUUUUCCAAAUUUUAUUCUCUUUUUUUUUGUUGAUUCUUUACAAUUGUUUCUCUGAUCUCUGUUAACCGAAAAACUUAAUGCAUAUAAUAUAUAUUUUUCAUACAUUUAUUUAUAAA